This is a messenger RNA of Symbiodinium necroappetens, 945 nucleotides long. NCBI's taxonomy places the organism in Eukaryota, Dinophyceae, Suessiales, Symbiodiniaceae. The record is from the annotation of a GenBank genome assembly.
AUGCGGAGCUUGAGGCAUCCGCACAUCGUCUCUUACUACGGCUGUCAUUGGGCUGAUGACCACCUCCAAAUGUACCUGGAGUAUAUGGCCGGCGGUUCCCUUGCGCAGGUCCUUGCGAAUUUCGGGCCUUUGGAGGAGUCGUUGAUCGCACGGUACACGCAGCAGCUGCUACUUGGUCUGGAGUAUCUGCACACGCAGAACCCUUACAUCUUGCAUCGUGACAUCAAGGGUGCGAACGUCCUCGUCGGUCUCGACUCCCUGGCGAAGCUCGCAGAUUUCGGGUGCUCGAAGCGUGCCAAGGAAACAACAUCUGUGACCAUCGAAGGCUCCAUUCCAUGGAUGGCACCUGAGGUCCUGACGCAUUCUCGCUACGGGCGAGCAGGUGACAUCUGGAGCUUCGGAUGCCUGGUGAUUGAGAUGGCGACUGCAGACUCGCCGUGGGGUCACUUCGACAACUUGAUGGCAGCGAUUCUCAAGAUCGGCAUGUCUGGAGAGUUGCCACCGAUCCCGGAUACGGUCUCUGUCAACUGUCGCGGCUUUAUCCGACGCUGCACGCAACAUGAUCCAGGCAAGCGCCUCAGUGCCACUGAGCUCCUGAAUGAAGACUUCGUGCUUGUCCCAGAUGAGGAGGGAUGCCACAAAAAGAAAGAGGAAGCCUCCACUGCUGCUCAGCCAGCCCCGGCUUGCGAGCGCAUAGAAGAGGAGGAUGCGGAGGAGCUCCUUCCCGUAGGAUGGGAGCGGCACUAUGACCCCCACUGGUCGGCCUGGUAUUACUGGCAUCGUAACAGCGGGCGAUCGCAGUGGGUCCGGCCCAACGAUGACGAAGCAGACGUCGAGGAGGAAAGCACCUCGCAGCGCAGUGGCAAAAGUGGAAAGAGUGGCAAAAGCUCUCAAGGACCGGGACUUCCGCAGACUUUGCCAGGGUUCGUGAGUGAAGAAUGCUGA